Messenger RNA from Rotaria sordida, 391 nucleotides. NCBI's taxonomy places the organism in Eukaryota, Metazoa, Rotifera, Eurotatoria, Philodinida, Philodinidae. The record is from the annotation of a GenBank genome assembly.
UGAUCGACAACAACAAAUCAAAAAGAAACUUGAUAGAACAGCAACAUUUCCAAUGGCUUCAAAUGAAUUCAAUAAUUCAAACUAUGUAACACAAGCAGAUGUAAAUGAAAUAUCUACCGAAUCUAAAGGCAUACAACGACCCAUUCAACAGCAAGUACAACAAAAUAUUAAUUUAUCAGUAACGAAUGAAGGAUCUUAUUCAUGGCAACCAAGUUUAGAAGCAGCAGCAGCUACAGCUGUUAUUAUGACCCGUUGUUGUGCAUUCAGAGAGCAGGAAGAACAGCCUAUUAAAUUCAAAGUUGAUCGACCAUUUUUAUUUUUCAUUCGUGAAAAUCGACAAAAUAUUGUUUUAUUUAGUGGCAAGUUUGCUUCACCACCAACAGCUUCAUAA